AUUCAGUGUACAGAAAGUUUGAAAACUACAGAGAAGCAAAGAAUUUUUGAAUUUAAUUUUUUGUGUGUCUUCAUCAAUCACAUCAAAAUAUUAAAUAGUGUUCUGUUGAUGACCAAAAACAUUUAAAAAGCUAACGAAAUUACGACAUAGCAUUCCAAGAGAGUGAUUCGCCAAUCGAAUUCAGGUAUGAAAGGAAAAUGCCAUUUAUUAGAAUUCAACUUCAUUUUUGCAAUUUUAUACAUUUUUGCCAUCGCUUGUGAUGCCAUCACGCCAUGUUCAGAGAUUGAAGAUCUCAACCCAUGCAGUUGCACUGAGCUUGCUGUGGCAAAGAUCUUAAAACAUUCUAAUGGAACUAUUUCAUCUUACGAGGAGAAGGAGACUUGGGUGACAUGUGACGGUAUUGAUAGCUUAGGAAACCUCACCAUUGCGAUGAAACGUUUGAAAGGAUUUGAAAUAAAUACUGCUGUAAUAUCUUCGUCUAGAAUAGGCUAUCUUCCCAGUCAUCUGUUUUUCGACGUAAUAGUAAAAGAAAUCCAAAUAAGAUACACAAAAUUAAAGUCUUUUACUCAAGCAGAAGAAUCAGCUUUUCUAAGUCUGGAAAACACUUUACUCUAUUUAUCUAUGCGCUAUUGUGGUUUAAUUGAUGGAUUGAAGUGGGAAAAACUUGGAGAAUUGCGUAGCUUGAACACUUUGGAUUUAACGGGAAAUCAUUUAGACACCAUACCUCCACAUUGGUUUAAUAUUCCUCCUCCAGAUCUACAAUUUCUACAUCUCAAGCAGAAUAAAAUUUCUAAACUACACGACUCAUCCUUUGCUAAAAUGUACAGACUGAAGAUUUUAGAUCUGUCUGAAAAUCAAAUUUCAACUCUUAAACGGACCAUGUUUCCGGAUCCAGCAAAUAAUCUCGAGAAUCUGUAUCUGAGUUACAACGAGAUUGAGACUUUACCAGGAGAUUUCUUCGAAGGUAUGUCCAGCCUUAAACGGUUAUAUCUGGACUACAACAAAAUAACAACGCUCCAUGAAACCCCUUGGAAACAGAUCUGGGGGGAAUUAACACAUCUGGAUCUCACGGGAAACCAAAUCAUGUGCGACUGUUCGAUAAAAUGGAUGACAGAAUUAUUAUUACCAUGUUUUUUAUUUGGAGCAUGUGCAGAACCACCAGGCUUGAGAGAAAGAAAACUUAUUUCUUUAUGGCCUUGGGAUUUAGAAUGCCCCAAGUACAGGUCUUCGCCAGCUUCCCAAAACGAGCCUAAGUCCGGUUUUUCUACACGCAAUGCUCCCUUUUCAAAAUAUAGAGCAAAAUGCAAAACGAUUUUGAAAAUGAACCACGAGACUUAAGUUACUUAAAACACCUGUUACUUGAAUGAAUUUGUAAUUUUUAUAAAUUAUAACGCAUGUAAAGCUUAAAUUUUCAUUCGAAAGAGGCACCUUUUUAAAUUUUUACAGCAGGCUGACAGAAUUGAACUCUAGUGAAAUUAAUAAGUAAAAUAUAUGUAUUGAUAUGAACGUAGUUAUUAAAAUAUUUUACAAAGGUG
Messenger RNA from Limulus polyphemus (Atlantic horseshoe crab), 1535 nucleotides. Its product is annotated as leucine-rich repeats and immunoglobulin-like domains protein 2. The transcript is spliced from 4 exons. Bases 187 to 1338 code for a protein of 383 amino acids. Gene Ontology annotation, molecular function: protein binding. The record is from RefSeq and is a predicted model, not a curated record. Lineage: Eukaryota; Metazoa; Arthropoda; Merostomata; Xiphosura; Limulidae.